ACACACACACGCACAGCGCGCCGUACGAUAAGCGCGGAGUAUGUGUGGCCGAAGAGAAGCGCGCGCGCAACCAAGCAACGGGCGCUUCUACAUUAUUAUUAUGUUAAACGCACACACAGCGUACCACCACGCACGUACACGGAGCACUUUUCACUGGCAAUUCCUCGACUGACGCCGCCGUACACAGCCGCGCGCGUUUCGUUCGCGUGUCGCCCAACUUUCAGAAACCGCGACACCGUUUUUGCCAUCGUCCACAGUGCUGUUCGCUGACAAUUGGUUGCUGGCUAGCAUAUUUCCCGAUAUACCUGUAUUCACCCCUCGUCCCCAGUGUGGCAGCAGUCGCCCUCGCCUUCUCAUCGCUCCUCUCCCGAUGUUGCUCGCGUGUGUGAGUGUGUAACAAGUAUAAAUGGUAAACAAUGGUAAACUAGUGUUGCGGACGACGCCGAAACGGUCAUCACUAAUCAUCGCUACCGAAGCAACGAACAUCAGAGGAAUGUUUUUCCACCGGGUGAACUGACGACGACCAUGGACGACCUUUCGAUGAUGGAACAGUCGGUAAGGAAGUGCAGUAGCAGCAGCAGCAGUAGUAGCAGCUCCAGCAGCAGUAGUAGCAGCGACGAGCAAGACGUCGGCCGAAUCAACCAACACCGAUGUCCAUCGAAGGCGUCCGAUUCGGACAUCCACACCGACAGGGAUUACUGUUCCUCGGACGAAGGGGGACCGGAUUCUCCUUCGGGUCUAAAACACGCUGGGUCUGUGUACGACUUUGGAUCGGACGGCGCCGACAGUCCACCUCCGUGCAGCCUGCUCAACGGUGUCGAUACAGAACUGAUCAAAGUGGCGCGAAAACGGUUGCGUAUGGUACGUGAGAUAGACGUGGCUGUAUGCUAUCUGAAUCAUACUAACACAAUAAUCAGCAAAAUUCUCAGUUCUAAGUAUUUGCGUCGUUGGGAGACUCACCAUGUUCGUAUCCAAGACGACUGCAUAUCAUCUAAUACACCUUCUGGUUUCCUAGCAAAGUGUAUCGGAUAUGAAGCAAUAAAAGAUUUGUAUCCGGUGAAAAGAUGGGAUUCGAACUUUAAAUAUUGCCUCAGAGUUGUUGUUACGAAUGGUUCAUACUUGCUUCAGACUACCAAUCAACAUUCAAGGGAUCAAAUCCUUUAUUCGAUUUUAUGGAAAAAAAACGUUCACAAAUAUCAAACACUGUUAAAGAAUCUCACUGACCCAGAGGACAUUUUAAAAGAAUUACAUAGUUUAGUUGAAUUGGCCAAAAACAUUCCAUUGGUCGACGAUGAAAUAUUUCACGUGCCUACUUAUAUAGUGAAUACAAUUAUUACUCAAUUUUUACCCGAGUACAAGGCUCAAGAUCAAGACAGAUACUACAAACAAUCUUGGGAAAAAGAUAUGAUUGGCACGUUGAGUCCGUUGAUCGAAGACUGUCCCCCGUCCGCCGAAAUGUGUUCGUUUUUAUCGCAUCAUUGCAAGGACCAACGUAGCUUGCCUAUUAUUAAAGAUUCGCUGUCAUAUACCAUUACUAGAAUACUUAAACAUAACUUUGACUUUGCAAGAACGUUGACGGCUCGCACUUUGGUUCAAGAUUAUAUCAAAGCUCUUUACAUUGAAGACCAAAGUGGUGAAUAUAUUAGAUGUUUUUUAUCAAGAGUUCAUAGUGCUAGUGCUGUGUGCCCCCAUAACAGGGUUUUACCGAACAUGGUGUCCACUUGUAUUACUGCCAUUUUCUCUGCGUCAGAAGAGUUACCAGCUAAUUGUUCGGAAGCCGAAUUCGAUUGCUACUACACCAAUCAUUUGAGAUGCUACAUUGUUGUUCUUCAAAACAUAUCAGAAUACAGCGAUUGGCUUUACGGGCUUGCUCAACUAUUGCGUCCGUUGCCAUUUCCUGCUUUGCUGUUAAUUCGUUCAAUUUUUAUGGAGGACAUGUCCUCUGUGAUAUUAAAAAUAGGACUACAUGAAAAUUGUGAUAUCCAUAAACAGGUAUUAUCUGUCCGUGAAACAAAAGAUGGAUGGUUUGACUUAUGUUCACCGAUUGGAGCUGUCUUCUGUGGCAGCUCUUAUGUAUGGACUGAAUUGCUGAAGACACUAAUGGACUGUGAACGUUGUAAGAAAAAGAAGUUACUGAAAAAUCUGAAAGCAAAGCAUUUGGGCACAUGUGUUUCUGAAGCUUUGAAAAAUAAUAAAACAGUGAUGGAUGUGUUGUGUCUGAUGCUCGAAUGGAUGGUUGUGGAUGACGUACAACAAAGACAGCAAAUUGUUGAUACGCUUAAGUCCACAGAGUUUGGUCGUGAAGUUUAUGAUGAUUUUAUGUCUAGGCAAAGUCAACUGCAUGAUUUGCAAAGAAAAGGAGGCCCACAAAAACUGUCUUUACCUUAUCGAGGAACAGACUUGGAUCUGAAUUCCAUAUUUGGUUGCGGUCCCUUUGGAAACUUAGAGUCGAUAAAUUUAGCAUUUACCAAUGUAACCGAUACUUGUGCUAAAACAUUAAUAAAACUGCCUUCAUUGAAGAUUCUCAAUUUAUGGGCGACUCAGUUUGGAGACUCUGGACUGAGGAUGAUUUCAGAUCAUCUAACUAAUCUUCAGGUUUUGAAUUUGUGUGAAACUAAAGUUACAGACAGAGGAAUAGUUUCGCUAAUAAACCUCGUUAAAUUGAAGAAACUUAAUUUGAAUAGCACUCGAGCAACCGUCCGGUCGGUAGACGUAUUGAAGAAAAAAAUACCAGGUCUCCACGAAGUAGACGUCAGAUAUACGGACGCCUGGUAAAGGGAUUAAUAACAUUUAUUUUGUUAAAUUUUUAUGUGUUCAACGUUAGUGUUUCUUUAUAAUUUGUUUAAGUUUUCGUUUUUUUGACAAUCUAGUUGAUAAACAUAUACAUUUACUCGAGUAUUCGUUUAUAAGCGUUCAACAUUCAUUAAUGUUAUAAUAAUUGUUUUACUCUUCGAGUAUAAAAAAGACUGUGUUCUGUUUUGUUUUUAUACGCAUACUUUUUACCUUUAAUAUAUAUAUAUAUAUUUAAACUGUUAAGUUUAAGUGAGCUAAAUGGAUUAAAAUAAUAAUAGUUAAAAAUAUUAUUAAAAAUAAUAAUUUUAAACUAUAUAAUAAUUAUAAUAAAAAUAAUUUACAUUAAGACGAUUAUUCGAUUAACUAAUUAGUUGCUUAAGUGUCUCUAAAUUAAGUAACGGGACGCAAACACGAGUCCAUCUCGUAUUAUAAAUUAAUUUGUUUAUAGUCGUGCCUUUUUUCAUUGAACCGCUAAAGAAAAUAAUUUAACAUGUAGUGUAUAUUAAGUAUUACUCGUAUUAUAUAAUUAAUAAUAAUAAUAAAUAAUAUGGUUAAAGAUUUAUUUAUAGAAACGCUCAAAAUUUUCGAUUUUUAUUACGAUUUUAAUCUCUAUAUAAUAAUAACUUAAUAUAUAGUUAAUAUUAGGUAUUUAUGAGUCAUACACAAUAUGUAACAUUUUUUUUUAUAACGUAUAAAAAAUGUGUAACGAUAACGAAUUUUAACUUACGAAAAACUCUUGUAUGGUAGUUUUGUUUGUGUAAUACGAGAAUUAGUAUUAUGGUUCUGUCUUAUUGUUUUUUAUUUAUCUAAAUGUCACAACGAAAGAUCAUUAACUAUAACGUAUUAAUAAUUAUAAAAAUAUUUCUACAAGCAUUUCUAAAAUAAUAUUAUAAUGUGUAACAUCAAGUCCAAAAAAAAAAUAAUAAUAAUAAGGGUAAGAAAUAUAAGGGUAAAGAAUAGAAAUAGUUGUUAAAAAUAAUAAAUUCAUGGGUAAUAAUAAUAAUCGAGGAAAAUAGAUAAAUUAAUUAUUACAAUUGAACUUAGUAUCGAUAAAAUUGUUGUAUAAUAUGUUAAUAUUUGAGCGUUUAUAAUUUUUCCUAAACUAAUAGUAUUGAUAGCACACGAUUGUUAUAUGCAUGUCGGAACAGAACUUUUAAGCAAUGUAAUCGAUGACUAAAUAUUAAGGGCUAAAACUAAUUAGUACAUAUCGCUGUAUUAUUUUUAUUCUUAAAUAUACUCUUUUCUUUCAUUUUUGUAUAAUCUUACCUCGAUGGAUAGGAUGUAAGUAUAAACAUUAAAAUCAUUUGAUAUUUAAUUAUUAUAUAAAUAUAAGAUCUAAUGGAUUUUAUGGUUGA
Messenger RNA from Daktulosphaira vitifoliae (grape phylloxera), 4148 nucleotides. Its product is annotated as C-Maf-inducing protein-like. Lineage: Eukaryota; Metazoa; Arthropoda; Insecta; Hemiptera; Phylloxeridae. The transcript is spliced from 15 exons. Bases 526 to 2775 code for a protein of 749 amino acids. The record is from RefSeq and is a predicted model, not a curated record.